Molecule: messenger RNA, 2655 nt
Organism: Cucurbita moschata (crookneck pumpkin)
Lineage: Eukaryota; Viridiplantae; Streptophyta; Magnoliopsida; Cucurbitales; Cucurbitaceae
Product: receptor protein kinase-like protein ZAR1
Exons: 2
Coding region: 232-2373 (713 amino acids)
Biological process (GO): protein phosphorylation
Molecular function (GO): protein binding; protein kinase activity; ATP binding
Source: RefSeq, a predicted model, not a curated record
GGAAGAUGGCAGCCAUCAAAAUCGCUCUCACUCUCUCUCUCUCUCUCCUUUAAUAGACAGCCAUAGCCUACCACCUCUCCUCUUCCUCAACAACAUUUCUAGUUUUCUCUUCUUCACUCUACUACUCAACCUCCACUCUCAUCGCAUUUCGAUUCCUCUUUUUCUGGUUAUUGCUUCCUCCGCCGCCGGUCGCCGUUGCUGCCUCUUUCUAGAGGGAGAACGACAGUGGUGAUGAUGGAGAAGAAUCUGCUGUUUCUUGUCCUCGAUUUGGUUUUGUUUUUUCACUUUCAGGUCUCUUUUAGGGCAUUUUCCCUCUCGCCGGACGGUCUCUCGCUUCUCUCUCUCAAGUCGGCGGUCGACCAGUCGCCUGAUUCCUCUGUUUUCUCCGAUUGGAACGAGGAUGACUCGACGCCUUGCCGAUGGUCUGGCAUUUCUUGUAUGAAUGUUUCUGGCGACUCGCGUGUCGUUGGGAUUGCUCUCUCUGGUAAGAAUCUCCAUGGCUAUAUUCCUUCUGAGCUUGGGUCGCUUGUCUAUCUCCGGCGAUUGAACCUCCAUAACAAUAAUUUCUACGGCUCCAUACCUGAGCAGUUGUUUAAUGCUACCUCAUUGCAUAGCUUAUUUCUCUAUAGCAAUAAUCUAUCUGGUUCUUUUCCCCCUUCGAUCUGCAACAUCCCGAGGCUUCAGAACCUCGAUCUCUCCAAUAAUUCUCUCGCCGGACCAAUUCCCGACGAAUUGAAGAAUUGUAAACAGUUGCAGCAUUUAAUACUCGCCAGAAAUCAAUUUGACGGAGAAAUCCCGUCUGGUAUGUGGUCAAGGAUGGAUAAUUUACUUCAACUCGAUCUCUCAUCCAACGAUUUCAGUGGAUCGAUUCCGGAGGAUUUGGGGGAACUGAAGACACUUACCGGUACGCUGAACCUGUCCUUCAAUCAUUUAUCGGGUAAAAUUCCGAAGACUCUUGGAGAUUUGCCGGUGACGGUGAGUUUCGACCUUCGGAGCAACAAUCUGAGCGGAAGCAUACCACAGACGGGUUCCUUCGCGAAUCAGGGACCGACUGCAUUUCUCAAUAAUCCCGACUUGUGCGGAUUUCCUCUUCAGAAAUCUUGUGGGAAUUCAGAACGUGGCUCACCGGGUAAUCCGGAUUCGAAGCCAUCUUACAUUGCUCCUAGAAAAGGAUUGAGCGCCGGACUAAUCAUUCUCAUCUCAGCCGCCGACGCCGCCGGAGUAGCGUUUAUCGGUCUGAUAAUAGUAUACAUAUAUUGGCGAAGGAAGGACGAUUCGAACGGCUGUAGCUGUACGGCCAAAAGAAAAUUCGGUGGGAACCAGAAAGAUCUCUGCGGUUUUCCUUGUAUGAAUGGACAAGAUAAGAAUGAGGAGUCCGAAAUGGAGGAACCGGAGAACAGUGACAGAAGCAAAGAAGAAGGAGGGCUUGUGGCCAUAGACAAAGGCUUUACGUUCGAGCUCGACGAGCUACUGAGAGCAUCAGCCUAUGUGCUGGGAAAGAGUGGACUAGGAAUUGUGUACAAAGUGGUCCUUGGAAAUGGGAUUCCGGUGGCCGUACGGCGGGUGGGCGAAGGCGGAGAACAGAGGUAUAAAGAGUUCGUGGCGGAGGUGCAGGCCAUUGGAAGGGUAAAGCAUCCCAAUAUCGUGAAACUGAGAGCUUAUUAUUGGGCGCCGGAUGAGAAGCUUCUGAUCAGUGAUUUUAUCUCCAAUGGAAACUUGGCCUCUGCACUUCGCGGGAGAAACGGGCAGCCAUCUUCAGUGCUUUCAUGGUCAACGAGACUGAGAAUUGCCAAGGGAACCGCAAGGGGGUUGGCUUAUCUACACGAAUGCAGCCCAAGAAAAUUCGUCCAUGGCGACAUCAAGCCCUCCAACAUUCUCCUCGACAACGAUUUCCAGCCCCACAUCUCUGACUUCGGCCUCAACCGUUUGAUCAGCAUCACCGGCAACAACCCCUCCUCCUCCGGCGGCCUCAUUGGCGGCGCCUUCUCUUAUCUCAAGUCCGUCCAAACCGAACGCACCAACAACUACUGCGCGCCGGAAGCCCGUGCCCCUGGCGGUCGCCCCACCCAAAAAUGGGACGUCUAUUCCUUCGGAGUCAUGGUCCUCGAAUUGCUCACCGGAAAGUCACCGGAGCUUUCUCCCAACACGUCGACUUCUUUGGAGAUUCCAGAUUUGGUGAGAUGGGUCAGAAAAGGAUUUGAAGAAGCAAAGCCAUUGUCGGAUUUGGUCGACCCUGCUCUGCUACAAGAAGUACAUGCCAAGAAAGAGGUCCUCGCCGUAUUCCACGUGGCGCUCGCUUGUACAGAGAGCGACCCGGAACUCCGGCCCAGAAUGAAAACAGUGUCAGAGAGUUUCGACAGGAUGGGAUCGUAAGAAAUAAUCGUGAUUCAUGAACAUGGCCGCCAUUGUUGUACCAGUCAAGCUGCUACUGUAAUUGCGAGUAUUGCAUACUCUCACAGAAGCCAAUCAAUUUUUACGCCAAGAAAGAUUAGGUUGGGCACAAAAUUGUCCAUGUAGAUGGGUUUCUUCUUUUUUCCCCUUUCGAUUCAGUAAUUGCUAUUUGUCUUCCCUGAUCUUUAUGCUCUAAUUUGUUCUUAUUUUACAUUUUGCAAUUUCAAAUGAGAAGAGUAAGUAUCAAUGUUCUUCAAUUUGAAA